Messenger RNA from Thecamonas trahens ATCC 50062, 1274 nucleotides. RefSeq lists its product as uncharacterized. NCBI's taxonomy places the organism in Eukaryota, Apusomonadida, Apusomonadidae. Gene Ontology annotation, molecular function: L-methionine (R)-S-oxide reductase activity. The transcript has 2 exons. Bases 39 to 1115 code for a protein of 358 amino acids. The record is from RefSeq and is a predicted model, not a curated record. Gene Ontology annotation, cellular component: cytosol.
CGACGACAACAGCAGUGAGCAGGAUCAGAAGCAAACGUAUGACUGACGAGGUGCAGGAUCACAACGAGAGUGGAGACCUCCUCCGGGCGAGUGACAUUCCCGAUGCGGCGAGCAAGUACGAGGCACUUGUGGCGGACGUGGGCGGCGUGGUGAGCGGACAGCGUGACAAAGUGGCGAACAUGGCCAAUGCGGCUGCGGUUAUCUUUGAGACGCUUAAUGGUUGGAUGAGCCAGUUUGGAGCACCGGGCGAGCAGUACACCAACUGGGCGGGUUUCUACCGCGUCGACCUCGAAGCCCGCAAGUGCAUCCUUGGUCCCUUUCAAGGUGGUGCCGCAAGAGCUACCAUUCCCUUUGGAAAGGGUGUCGUUGGCUCCGCCGCCGAACAGGUCGCCACACAGCUCGUGCCCAACGUGCACGAGUUCCCAGGUCACAUUGCCUGUGAUUGUGCCUCCGAGUCAGAGAUCGUGGUUCCUGUUCUCGAUGCAGAGGGCAAGCUUGUUGCUGUCAUUGAUAUCGACUCGCCGCAUCGUGCUCGCUUCACCGACAUCGACAAGGUCGGCAUAGAGGCCGUCGCCGCUGUCAUGGACCUCCUCCGGGCGAGUGACAUUCCCGAUGCGGCGAGCAAGUACGAGGCACUUGUGGCGGACGUGGGCGGCGUGGUGAGCGGACAGCGUGACAAAGUGGCGAACAUGGCCAAUGCGGCUGCGGUUAUCUUUGAGACGCUUAAUGGUUGGAUGAGCCAGUUUGGAGCACCGGGCGAGCAGUACACCAACUGGGCGGGUUUCUACCGCGUCGACCUCGAAGCCCGCAAGUGCAUCCUUGGUCCCUUUCAAGGUGGUGCCGCAAGAGCUACCAUUCCCUUUGGAAAGGGUGUCGUUGGCUCCGCCGCCGAACAGGUCGCCACACAGCUCGUGCCCAACGUGCACGAGUUCCCAGGUCACAUUGCCUGUGAUUGUGCCUCCGAGUCAGAGAUCGUGGUUCCUGUUCUCGAUGCAGAGGGCAAGCUUGUUGCUGUCAUUGAUAUCGACUCGCCGCAUCGUGCUCGCUUCACCGACAUCGACAAGGUCGGCAUAGAGGCCGUCGCCGCUGUCAUGGGUCUGGCUUGUGACUGGUGAGGGGAUGACAUGGCAUGGCGCGAUGGCGUCAUCGGUUCGCCAGACACGCAUGCGCCACGCCGUGGCACGUGGUAGAUGCGAUGGGUGUACAUAUCUUUUACUGCCGCUCAAAGGCGAGGUGCUGGACGUGGAUGAUCAUAAACGUCAUGAGCGCGUUGA